AUGGCGCACGAGGUCCCACUCCAUGCUACUCAACUGACUUUGAAGCGAUAUCUAUUUCGCCCCAUUUACAUGAGCUUCCCUGCGUUAGACCGACUCGCAUCGGUAAUACCGUCUAGAGCCAAGGCUCGACGACUGAUACGGCAAUUUUCAGACCUAUUGCAAGCCGAAAUUCUUACAAGUCCAGGCAGAAAGUUUGAGAAUCGCGAGAAUAUGAAUUGCCUCGGAGACCGACUCAGGUCCGCGUGGCGCGAUGGAACCUUGAAUACGAAGCAGGUUCGGGAUAAUCUAAAUGUUCUCUAUGUGGCUGGCCAAGAGAAUCCACAACUUCUUAUGGUCUCGUCCCUGUAUCUCCUAGGGAAACAUCCGGAAAUACAAGAAAAGCUCAGACAGGAGAUUGAAGGUCUCGGCAUAAGCAAAUCCUCCACCCCAGAUUGGCGGUCCCUACCGUACCUUACUGCAACAAUAUUAGAAUGUCUUCGGCUAUUACCACCCAUCUCGCAGCUCAUCAACCGACGUGUGGCAGAGCCCGCAUGGCUCGGUGGCCUCAUCCACAUCCCCAGGGGCACAUACAUCGGAUAUAACAGUUAUGCCACCAACCGGGAUCCAGACUCAUGGGGGCCAGAUGCGGAUGAAUUUCGACCAGAGCGAUGGGGUGCCACCGAUGAGCAGAUUUCCAUGAUGUACCGGAGUGCCAAGGCGCGCGCCGAAUUCAUAUCAUUUCAUGGCGGGUCCCGCGCAUGCCUCGGAGAGAAAUUCGCUCUCUUGCAAAUGAGGGUCACAUUAUUUGUUCUCAUUCAGGCGUUCCGAUGGGAGCUGGACCCUGAAUGGAAAAUCCAAAUGACGCCUGCCGGUCCCCUGCACCCACGAGGCGUACGUCUUGUUUUUACGAAGCUUUAG
Molecule: messenger RNA, 897 nt
Organism: Penicillium waksmanii
Lineage: Eukaryota; Fungi; Ascomycota; Eurotiomycetes; Eurotiales; Aspergillaceae
Product: cytochrome P450 oxidoreductase
Exons: 3
Coding region: 1-897 (298 amino acids)
Molecular function (GO): monooxygenase activity; iron ion binding; heme binding
Source: RefSeq, a predicted model, not a curated record